Penicillium paradoxum is the source of this 456-nucleotide messenger RNA. RefSeq lists its product as uncharacterized. The transcript is spliced from 2 exons. Lineage: Eukaryota; Fungi; Ascomycota; Eurotiomycetes; Eurotiales; Aspergillaceae. The coding region runs from base 1 to 456 and encodes 151 amino acids. The record is from RefSeq and is a predicted model, not a curated record.
AUGCACCGACUUGGCUAUAAGUGCCAGCAACUGCGGCGGAUGCGGUCAUGUCCUCAGAUCCCAAUCACUGUGGUUCUUGUCAAGCCGAACCUUGCCUCGGAAUCCGACCAGGCUGCUGCUCUGGCCAAUGCACAGAUCUCAGCGCCGACGUCCUCCACUGCGGCUCCUGCACCGCACAGCCAUGCACCGGUCUCGGAGCCGCCUGCUGCGGUGGCACAUGCACCAACAUCCUCACAGACCCCAAGCGCUGCGGCAGCUGCUCUAACCAAUGCCAAGGUGCCGUCCCAGCAUGUUGCAACGGCGUGUGCACCGAUCUCAGCACCGAUCUCGCUCACUGCGGUAGCUGCACAUCCUUCCCGUGUUUGGGAAGCAGACCGGCAUGUUGCUCUGGGGCCUGUACAGAUCUGGCAACUAGCACUGAUCACUGUGGAUCCUGCUCCACGAAUCCGUGUGUAG